AUGAUCUGGAAUAAGUUCACAAUAGUAUUUAGGAAUGAAAAGUACUUGAAAGAAGGAACUAAGGGUAAGUAAAAGUAAAACAGAGUAUGAGUUUAGAGGAACAAAGCAGCUAACGAUAGUCAGUGGAUAUAGAUGACGUUGAGAGUUUAAAAUACCUAGGAUCUUUUUGUAGAAAAGAAUGCUACCGUUCAUGAACAUAUAAAAUAUAAGAUUAAGUGUGAUUGGAUAAAGCGAAUAGAAAUGUCAGGUGUUUCAUGCGACAAUAGAAUUCCAAUGAGAUUUAAUGUUAAGUUCUACUAAAGUUUGGUGAGACUAUGUGACUGACUAGUGACUAUGUUAUAUAAUUCGGAGUAUAUAUUGGGUGUUAUACAAAAAAAAUAAAACAGUAAAUGAGUGUAUCAGAGAUGGGAAUACUUAGGUGUAUGAGUAGAGUAAUGAGAGAAGAUAGAACAAAAAACUAAGAACAUAAAAGGAAGUUUAAGCCUGGCUUUGGUAGUGGAAAAAAUGAGAGAAAAUAGAUUGAGAUGGUUUGAACAUAUCACGGAAUGAGAAGAAUCUGAUGCAGUAAGCAUUGGUAUGAAAAUAAAAUUAAGAAGAAAGAGUUGGAGACGAAGAUUAAAAAAAAAUAUGGUUGGAUAUGAUUAAGAGUGAUAUAAGGAUAGCCGGAGUAAGCGAGUUGGGAGAUCGAGUUAAAUGGAAAUUUAGAACGAGGGUGACUUACAUUAAAUAGUUGGAAUGAAGACAAAAGUGAAGAAAACUUUUUUGUACAUGAAUGUUAUCGGUUGAAUUAAUAAUUGAUUUUGUUGUUUAGAUGAAAAAUUGCAACUGAACACUAUCAACGAAAAUAACAUAGUUGAUGAAUCUAAACCUAAUAUAGUGCAUGUGUACAAGUUUCCAGGUAUUUAUCAUAUAUUUAAACAUUUUAAAAGAGUAUUGUAAGAUAAGAAGAUGUUUAUAUGUUUUACAUGUAAUAUUAUAUGCGUCAACAUUAUUUAAUUUCAUGCAUUUAUGACGAUAAACAAAACAAAAUCGUGUUUAUUAUUGAAUAUUUACUUAUAUAGUGAACAUGAAAGUAGUGAAAAAAGUAAAGUUCGGGUUUUGGACACUUCUGUAAGUUAUAAAUUAUUAUAUUUUGGUAACAAUGAAUUCGGUUAAUUGAGUCGACCGUUUUAUAAUUUUUAAGUAAAUUGAGUUUCACCUAAAAAAAAUGCAAACGUUAAAACGUGUCCCUCGUACAAAAAUGAAAGCGAUAAACUGAGUCCAGUUUGAAAUAUUUAAUGUAGUAAAUUAACAAUUAAUACAAAAUAUUAAUAAAUGAUAUGUAUUGUAUGUUGCUCAUAAUAAUUAAUACUGUAAAAAUUUAAAAAAAAUACAUUUAUAAAGUAAUUAAAAACAAUAUAGAUAUAUAUUACUCGUGUUAUUAAUAAUAAUUAAUGCUGUUAAAAUAUGAAAAAUAAAUGAAUAUAAAAUAAUUUUCCAUAAAAUAUUUUAUUUUGGGUAAAUAUUUAAAUGAUACAACCUUAAUAAAGUAAAUUCCACUAAUUUUAUUAUUCUUGUGUGUACUUCGUCUAUAUAUUCUUUAUAUAAUUCUCUUUUUCGGUAUUUUGAUUUGACUUUCACUAAUUGUUUUACUUCUAAUCUAAAUUUAUAUAUUAGAUUGGAUUUCCUUGAGUGUGUCAAUAAAAUUAUAAAUAUUUGGAUAUACGGUAUAAAAUAAACUAUUUAGUUUCACGCGAAAUGAUUCACAACUAUUUGUUGUACGAUUUGACGUUGUCGAAAGUUCAGCCUGAACACUAGGUGGCAAUGUGUAUGAUGUACGUAAAGAUUAUUUAAAUUGUUAAAAAAUAACAGUAUUUGAUCAUAAUUCAUAACUCAAUUGACCGCUUUCACUUUUUUUUACGAGGGACUCAAUUUACCGCUUUCAUUUUUAUACGAGGGGCUUAAUUUACCAUUUACAAACCAUUUUUGACAACUAUUGUUUAUAUUGUAGUAGAUAAUAAUAAAUAAUAAUAAUAAUAAUAAUGUUGUAAGUACGCGAAAAAAGUUGAAAUAUAACAGUACCGUUUCAAGCCAAGAGCAAAAUACGUACUAUGUCGGGAAGUUGCCGUUGUCGGCGACGACGUCUGAAAUAAACACAGCCCGAUAUUCAUUAUCAUUGAAUAACAAUAAUUAUUAUUUCUACAAUACUUAAUAAUUUAUAUACAUGUCUAUAGAGGUCGUCCAGAAUCACAAGUUUAUUUUAAAAAUGAAGAAACUUAUAAACAAUUUAUAAGUGUUUUAAAAGAUAAAUGGAAGAAGGGUUCGCCUUUAAAAAUCCUAAUUCACGGAUGGUUGGACAGAUAUAUAUCGGUAAAACGUAUGUUUGGUAUAAAAGAUUGUAAGUAUUUUCCGGGGUAAUUUCGAUACAUGGCUAUAGAUCUAAUAUAUUAUACAUUGUGAUCAACAUAACGUUAGAUGUAAGACACUCAUAUCUUGGAGGACCCUGGUGAAUGCAUAGCAAAAAAAAAAAAAAAAUUUAUAAUAUAUUGGUUAAUAUAGAAUUUUCUCAGGUUUAUAUUACAAUAUUAUUAAAUAAUUUAUGAUUAUCAGGGUUCGGGUUUUUUUUUUUGAAGUUUUUAUUUGCUUUUUGGUGCAUUUUAAGUGCUAUAAGUCCCGAACCCUGACGAUUAUCAAUAAAAUUAAAUAAUUUAUUGUUACAAAUUUUAUUGGUUUUUCUCCGGUUCCAAUAUUUUCAAAAUCGUUAUUAUUAUACUAUAUUCAAUUAUAUUAAUUUAACUUGUAUAAAUGUCCAUUAGAUUGUCAAGGGUAUUCCAAAAAAAUAAAAAUAAAAUAAUAAUCUAUAACUUUAAGCGUCACAUUAAGCAAUUUUUUUUAUAAGUUUCAUAUUAUUAUUUUGAUUAAAUAUUUAUGAGCAUAUCAUAUUGUAAUAUUUUUUUUUGCUUAUUUAUUUUUUAAUAAUUUCUUCUGACCAAUCUACAUUGAAAUGAGGUAAAAACCAAUAAAUUAUUUUAUUAAUAAUAAUAAUAUUGAGUAGUAUAAACUAGAGAAAAGUCAAUAUAAACCAAUAUGUAAUUACUAAUUAGCUUUUUUUGUUCACUCUCAAUUUACCGGAUACCAUCUCGGAAAGUAUUACAUUUUUUUUAACUAAAUUAAAAUUAAAUUUUUUGAUUUCUGUAAACCCAUUGAUGAUAUAUUCGAUUUAUAAGUUUAUACAGAAGGAGAGUGGUGGGACACUUUUAAAACGCCUUUAAACCGCAUUAAUGAUACACCAAUACUCUCUCUUUAGAAGUUAAAGAAAGAGUAGUGAUGAAGAAACUUAAAGAAACUUAAAAGUGGAAUAUCUCAUGAACAAGAAUUAAAAAUAUUAACAGUAAAAUGUUUAAUAUAGAUUGCAAUUUGAAAUUAAAAAUAGGUAGUGGUUUCUCCCGUUAAAAUAAGAGUGACAAAAUAAAAAAAAAGAGUAAUGCAACGUCUUAGAGCUACUUAUUUCUUAAAUGUUCAAAACAAAUUCCAAAAAUAAUUAAUACUUUCCCCAAUAAUUAGUGUCUUACCUUAUGUUGAUGUACAAAUUGAAAAAGGCUCUCAAAUGAACAAUAGUUACCCGUAUGGUAAUAAAUCGUUUUUACGUAUUUUUUCUCGUUUUUUUCCCGGUGUAUCCUAAUUAUUAAGGAAACUAAAAAAAAAAAUAUGAUCUCUUCAAUGAACCAGUGGGACAAUAUUUUAGAUUCUGAGUGUAGCGAUGUAUUGGUUUUAUUAAGAUGUUUAAUUUUAAUUGUUUUUUUUUUAUGUGAACAAUCAGAAAGCUUACUCUGAUGUAUACUAAGUAGACUUUCUCUUGAAUGGAAAUUUUCUUUUUACUUUAAAAUGAUUAUUUUUUAAUUUUCUCAUAAAAUGUGAAAACUAAAAAUACAGAGGAAAAUCGGUACAAUAUUAAACAAAUAUUAUUAAAGAAAAUAUAUAAUACUUAUAUACUUAAUAUUUUAUUAUUUUAACAUAAUAUGAUAUAUAUAUAUAUAUUGUUGACAAAGCAUUACUAUCAACUGAACUCCGCUCAGAAUCGUUUUAUCGUUAGCAAUGGUUUUUCGUUGCUUACAGAUAUACAUUAAAUUCCCUUCUGUAUCCUACCAGCCCAAUUUCCUAUCCACAAUAAUGGCUGCACCCUUUCCCAUUCUCCUAAGACAGCUUUUCUUGUUUUGUUUUAAUGUUACACUUGAUAAUUGGAACAGAAUUUCUUGUAGAAAAGUUAUUUACAGACACAAUAAAAUUAAAUUAAAUGCACAUACUAUAGUAAAAGCAAUAUAUUCUCGCUAUUACCUUUAAAAUCUAAGUAUAAUUUAUAAACGUUUGAAUUUAAAUAAAUAACCUAAUGCUUUGCAAGAGCCCAUAAUCAAAUAAAGAGAUUUGUAUGUUUUUACGAAAUAUUGAUUAUAUGGCUUUUAUGCAUUUCCAAUUAGUCAGUAAUUUGCAUAUUAUACACCUUAUUAUUUGCAUAAUAAUAAAUAUAAUAUAUAAAUUGUAUUUAAUCAUGCGCGCCACAAAUUUUAAUAAUAAUUGUUUAGUAACUAAAUUUGUUUUCCAAUCGGAUAUUAUGCUACAGCCUAUGUAAGAACAAACCACUUCAAUGUUAUAACGGUUGUCUGGCAAAAAUUAGCAACUGAUAACAAUUAUUCUACGUUGGUCAAUAUAAUUUUUGAUGUGGGCGUAAUAGUUGGAAACUUUUUAAGUAAUUUAUACCAUCUCAACUUUGUUGAACCUAAAGAUAUACACAUAAUUGCUCAUGGUUUUGGUGCCCAGAUUGCAGGAUACAGUGGUUAUGCUUUCCAGUUUAAUACUUAUGGAAACAUGAUUGACAGGAUUACAGGUCAGUAGUGAACAAUGUCUAUGUAUCUGGCAGUUAAUUAAACUGAAUUAUUACGUGACUUAUACCUACAUAUUCUAUAUAGAUAUAUUAACUGUGCAAAAUAAUUGCGGUGGUCAGUGAAUUAUUUAUGAUAAAAAUAUUAUAUGUUUAUGCAACCACCUACAUCUGUUCUAUCUUGUUAAAUUUUCUUAAUGAAAAUAUAGAAAGGAUAAGUCGAAAUUACUAAAAUCUCAUGUCACCUAGGAACAGUCUAAAUAAAAUUUUAAAGACUAUUAGAAAACGGAAAUCCUACCAACAUCUCAAAAGGUAACAGGGGAAUUCGUAGUGGAAAAAGCCAGAACCGACCUCUCGUUUUUAACUUACUCGUACUUCAUAACCAAAUAUGAUCACUAAAGAAGAUCCACCAACCAAAUUUAACAACUCAGUAUUCAAUAUAAUAUAAUCAUAAAUUCCCAGUAUGCGAAAUUAAAUUAAAUUAAAUUAAAUUAAAUAGAAGAAGCCCUCAUUAAAGAUAAUAACAUAAAAACAAUGAAUGUUCUUAUCCAAAUAAAUUUUGUUAAUAACCAGUAAAAUUGUGUAUACUACUAAUCAUAAAUCAUGAGAUUUUCAUUUUCAGUUGUAUAAAUAGAAACAUGUUAUUAUUUUUACAAUCUAAUAAUCUAACUAGUUAAUAAUAGCUUUUGCAAUGUUGAAUAAAUAAUAAGAAAAAAAGUUUCAAAACAAACUUCAAUAUAUUAGAUAGGCACAUCAAAUUCGAAAUUUUUACUAAGAACGCUGUGUAAGAAUACUUAACAAAUUUGCUAGGAAAGUCAUCCAUUUACAGUCAUACAAUAUAUUUAAUUACUAUCAAUUGUUAUUUCAAUACAGGUUUAUAAUCUAUGUAGUAUAUACAAUUUUUUUUUUAUGUAUGAUUUUCACGGUGCAGCAUUGGAUCCACCCCAUUCGAAAAUCGUUAAUGAGGAAUCUCGCGCCAGAUAUAUUUUCAGACAAUUAUCAAAGGAAGACGCGAAGUUCGUGGAUGUAAUCCACACGUCAUCAGAAAUUAUAGGCAUACCCGAACCCUUAGGGCACGUUGAUUUUUACCCCAACUACGGAAGGUCACCACAGCCGGGUUGCAUGAACUCUCAAUCGACUAAUUUACAAGGUAUAUAUGUGAUAUGAUGAUAGAAACCUAUACGGAAGUAGCUAGGUACAUAGUUAUACAAAGUAUUAUAGACGAUGCAUAAACAACAACGUAAAUAUUAUAAUUAUUUAGCAAAAUGCAGUCAUCAGAAAUCGUGUGAAUACUAUGAGUAUUCCGUGACCACUACAAACACGACAAACAUAGCUUAUGUCGAAUGUGCUGCGGAGGAAUAUUUUAAUAUGGGCAUAUGCGCAGAUAGCAAACAAAAUUUUUUAGGACAUCAUGUAGAUCGCAAGUAGGUAUGGUAAAUACAGUUUUCAAACCGGUCAAAAACUGUUUAGUGCCUGAUUUCAUUAAAUGUAUUAUCUAUACUUACAGAAUAUCUGGGAAAUUUUACCGGAAUUUCAGCUAUAAUCCGUUUAACAAAUUAUUAAUAUGAAUAUGCUGAGUGUAUAAUAAUAAACGAUGAAGUAUAUUAUAGGUGUAAUAAUAUUAUGCACCUUCAAUAAAUACAAAAUUUACCGACCUACCAACCUACAAAGAAUAAUACCAUAUCCGAUUCAUCUAUCUACCAUUUCUAGAUAAAACAUUAUAAUAUUGUCUUUCCAACAAAAUGUAAUUUAUAUAAUAGUAAUUAUAAUAUAAAUACCUAUUUCAACUUGUUGCACGACAUACAAAUAUUUUUUUGUUUUAUAUCAUAAUAAUAAUAUUAUUAUUAUUUCUUCAAUGUUAUUGCCUGUGUUUGAGACUCAUACGAGUAGCACUUGCUUAUACUUUUUGUCUUGAAAUCUAGUGGAUUAUUAUGAAAAUGUAUGCCACUUAUUAAUAAUAUGGUUAUAGCAUAAUCGAGUUGAAUGGAUCUUGGAGACAUUUUAAUUAAAAUAAAAUAAUGAAAUUAUAUUCAAAUAGGUAUGCACAAUAUUAUAAGAAAAUAAGCGAAAUUCAGGCUUGGACUAACUUAGAUAUAUGGACGGUUAGUACGACGUGUUUAAACCCCUAGGGCUAUUCAAUGGCUGAGGGGUUUGGUUUUUAUUCUAUUAAUAGGUACGUAAUAGAAUACAUAAAAUGAAUCAUAUAAAAUGAAUGUUUUAAAUAAUACAAUUUUGUAUCAUAAAUUCAUAAAAUUAAAAAAACAAAAAAAUAACCGUUUUACUUACCAACAAUAAAAAUUAGCCAUACCAAAUAAUAAUAAUCAAUUAGUAAAUAAGGAAAUUAUUGACACUUUUCUCUGAACUACACAAAAUUAUGAAAGAUGUAACGUGCCAAAAGUUUGCCGUCAUUACAUUAGUUUUAACACUGGUAAAUCUCCAAAUUUCAAAUUUUGAAGAAAUUUCAAUUUUUUUUUUUUUUUUAGCGCUUCUUCAAUAAUUUUAUCAUUGAUUUCAUAACUUUUCGUUUUUAUUUUUCUAGACAGUCGGACCGUGACACCAUAUUUUUGUUUUAUUAUUUAAUUUAAUAUUUAUAAUUAGGUUGAUACAUAAUAUUAUAUUGUAACUUUUUAUCCAAUGCCUGCUUAUACCUGCCUAUUACAUUAAUGUUAAAAUUGAAAAGUUCCUCAAAUAAUAGAAUCUAUUCAAGCCCCUCUCACACCCCUAUUAAAAAAUCCUGCGAACGCCACUGGGUAUACGUGUAUUUAAAAUACAUGUGUAAAAUCGUUGUCCCUACUUGUUACCGGCCACAGACACGGUGAAUAUUUAUUAAGUUUUUUCAACGUGAUAUCCGUAGUAACUAUUAAUUAACAAAGUAACCUAAACAAUUUGUGUAGUACGAUAGGUGUAGGUAUACAUACUUUGCAUGGUUUGUUUAGUAAACACAGGUGAUGAUCUGUUUUUCGAAUAAGCAACUAACGGUUAACAACACAUUUAAUCGAUUUUUAAUAAACCAGUUAUUUUUUUAUUAUUAUAUUUAGUGUUAUGCCAAUCUUAUUAUUGUGAACGAAAAUUGAAAUUAUUAAAUUAUUAGAAAAAAUGAAACAAGUAACCUAUUUUAAAAUCACUUUUUUCGCGAUCAUUUUCUUUAUAGGUAAGUGUUCGUGGUUUAAAUAUUGUAAAAUGGUAAUCUUUAAAAUUAUAAAAAAAUAGUUACAGUAAGACUUAAAAAAAAAGAUAGCAUCCUUUGCAAUUAUUAAACUCAUUCUAACCCGUGGAGGGAGGCUUUACUUCCUCGCAUUUAACAUUUUAAACACUAUUCAGUUAUAUGUAAUUUACAAAAAAAAAAAAAACCAAUAAUAGGUAUUCCUGCCGGCUACAUGUUUGCUCACGUAAUAUUUAUUUAUUUUACAUGUAUUAUCAUCAACAAUAUUAUAAUACUAAAUUUAAACAAAUCUAUUUACAAUAUUGAAUAUAUCUGAGUUGAUAAUAUAUAUUUUUUUUGAAAUCAUCAUUAAUUGCAAAAACAGACGUACAGUCCUUCCAUCCAAUACUAAUAACUACUAGUAAAGAGACCCAUAAAAAAAAUGAAAAAUAAUAGAGGCACUCCAUUGCCUUACAGCCCCCCUCCCAAAUUCGAGCACUGUAUAUAAUGUUUGUUUUUAUUAUUAUUUAUAAAUUAUCGACAAAAUAACUCAAUAAAAAUGUUUUAAUUGAUUAUUUUCUAGUUUUAUAUAUUUUGUGUAUUAUGUUGCGAGCGUAUUUUCAAAUUCAGAGUCGGGGGCUAAGUCGAAUGAGUAAACACAAUAUUUUAAUAUUUAGUUAAAAUAUAUUCUAACACUUUUUAAUUAAUUUACAAGUCUCAACUAUCGCCACUUUAAUUUGACUUCACGAAUAACAUUGUGGCCCGUAAUUAUAUAAUUAUAAUAUUAUAAUAUUUAAAAGGAAUAAGCCGACGCCCGUAACAAUUCAAUACAAUCAAUUUUAAUAGGUAAAACAAUUAAGUGUAGACAUGGGUUGUUAAAUAUAGAUUAUAAAAUAUAAAUUUGGUUCAAAAAGUCUUUGAAAAAAAUCAAAUAUAAGUAGGUAUACUUAAAUACAUACCUAUUUAGAAAUAUACGAACAAUAAAUUAUAUUCUUAAAAAAUUAUCUUAUAUUUAUACAUUUCAUAUAAUAAUUAUUAUUAUAACUACAAUAUUCAUUUUAUACUUGUAGGUAUUAUAGUUUCGUUAUUUUACAGUAAAAUUGUGAAUUGUUUUCUGCCAUAUUCAUUUUUUUUUUUUUUUAGGGGGGCUUAAAAACUACCAAACAAUAUAAUAAAAACAUAACUAAUUCUAUUUGUAAUGAAGGUAUACACGAUGUGAAGAAUACUUCAAACAAUGGACAGUUAAGGCGAAGGAAAAACAAUCCAAAAAGUAAUAAUGUUUAUUUAUUUAUUUAUUUUUAGAUAAAUAUACGGGAUUGGUCCAAUUUAGAUACAUUACAUUAAUAAAUUAGUCGAUUAAAAAUAAACAUUCAAAAGACAGUAAAUUAAUAACACACAGCAGUACAGUAAUAUUAUAAAAAAAAAAUUAAAAAUUAAGUAAGGAAUGAUGAGGCCAGCUUGAUCGUAAUAUACAAAGAAUCAUUUUUAAAUAAUGAGUAGGACAAAUAGGGAUGGAAAAGAAAUGGAAUAACCGAAGAUUUUAUAGGAGUCAUAAGAAAAUUGACGUCACUUAAAAACACAGGAGCAUCAAUUUAAAAUAGGAAUUUAAUAUUUUUGACAAAAAAACUAUAUUACUCUCGACCCUUCUGUCGGCUAAAUAUUUUAAAUCAAAAACAGGGGCACGAAAAACAGGAGAGUAGUGGAUGACAAACGAUUUUCAAAACAUAUGCACAGAACUUAUGGAAUUUUCGCUAAACACGAUCAAGCUGAUACUUAUCAAUCAAAGUGAUGAGAUCCUAGAAUACUACACCGUAUUCCAAAAUAAACUGAGCAAUAAAGGGAUUUAAUAGAUGCAAAUAAUUUAAAAUCGACGCAAACCCUCUUGACAAAGCCUAACCAUUUAAGGACUCUGAAGAAUAUAUUUUCAAUAUACGAACGAAAACUCAAUUCACUAUCGAAAAUAAACCAGGAUGAAUUACCUCAUUUGAAGACGAAAUCAAUUUAAUACCUUUGAAUAGGUAAUUAAAGACUAAAGGAUUACGAAUUUUUGAUUAAAUCAUAGUAUACCAUUGUAAGAUAUGCUAUGAAAACACAGCUAUAACACAAUAUCAGCCUAAAGCAUCAUUGAGAUAACGUCUUCCUGAAGAUGAAAAUAAUCAAGAACAGAACUUACUUUAAGAAAAAGCUUAAUAUCAUCGAAAAAUAUGAGAAAUUACAAUAAUUCAAGGCAUCAGGAAAACCAUUUAAAAAUAUAAAAAAUAGAAGUGGUGACAAGUGACCAUCUUGUAGAACACUGAAAAGAACAUGUCAGUAAUUAGUUUGAACACCAUUAAUUUUCACACACUGUUUUCUACCACUUAAGUAUGAGCCGAAUUAAGGCAGUUAUUCUUUGUACAUUAAGAUGGCUGCAAUACGACUGCGUGCAUUUUUUAUUCAUUAUAUAUACAUAAUUCCAUAUGAUUUUAAAUAAAAUGUUGCCACUCAAUUCAAAACACUGUCUUUUUUACAAUAGCCAACAAAUCUAUAUUUGUAUAAAUGAACUAAUGCUAAUUCAUUACCUUGUUCCGAAUUAAUUAUUUCUAUACAUGAAUUAUUUUUAUUUCAUAUACAAUAAAAUAUAAAAUCUUAAUAUCUAUCUACUGAUAGUCACUAACUAAACUAUGCAUUUGGUACGUGAGCAAAUGUUUGGUACGAUAAUAAUUUUAUCUCAAUGUUAAUUUUAUGCAUAUAUUUAUUUUAUAUAUUUAGUUAUAGAAGACCUUUAUAAUUACGAUAGACAACAAAUUCAGAAUAGACACAAGCAACAAGCACAAGUAUUAUAAGCAAUAUUAUAAUUAAAUAAAUGAAAAUUAUUAAUAACACACAAAUUUAUAAUUACAUCAUUAAUACAUUCAGUAGAGUCGGUAGAAUUAACAAAACUUAGAAUUAAUUUUUUUAAGAAAUAAUAUUCUCUGAUAGCAAUUUAUCAUAAUCCCUUCAGGUCAAAAUAUAAGUUGCAGCAACUUAGAUAGCAGUGACAUUGGAAACCGUACAUAGAAGACAUACAAUGAAUACCUUUUCACCAUAAUUUAAGAAAUGAUUACAUCAAUGUCAUUAAAUAAUUCAAGUUUAAGCUGCUCAGAUAUUAAAUCUCAAGAUAAAUAUAUCAGUAAACGAAAUAACUGGUACUGCAGCGUAUUCUUUAAUUACUUAAUAAUUAAUCCUUACAUUAUAGUUACAACAAUUUUGAAUGGCACAGACAAAUUAAUGAACUUUACAGAAUUGACAUGAAGAGUAAAUUUAGAAAUUGAUUGAAUAUCAACUACAAGACGGUAGAGUCUGCUAUAGACUUGAGGAUGAUUCAGACGACAUGGAAAUAUCAAAAUGGUUUAAUUAAUCAUAUAUUCAAUAAGCAUAGGUUUGGUUUACUUACUAAGCUAAGCAGUAAGCUGGUCUAAAUUAUUACUUAUUAUCAGCUGGUACCUUAAAAGUAGGCAAUAGUCAAUAAUACUAAACAGUGCAGGCCACACCAGGAACAAAGAUAUAAACCGCCUUGGAUAGACAAUUUAAUAUACACUAAGAAAGCUGAAAAUAGAAAACAGCGAUCGACGGUAUAAGCUGGUUAAUAAAGUAUGAUAGGUAAUCACCAAAACAUAUAAAAAAUAAAGUGAACAGGGCGGUGAAAUCAAACGAAAUCAUGACAGCAUCCAGCUAUUCUUCUAAACCAUAAUAGUAUGAAAUAAUACAGUGUGAGAGAAAAAAAAACACGAAAAGUUAAUAUUUAAUUUUAUAAUGUUACUUUGAUGAGCAGAUAAUUGAAGUUAAAUCAUACAAUAAAAUAUUUAAGAUAAAGCUAUUUUAAUAUAUUUGAUUGCCCAAUAUAAUUAAUAAUUAAAUACUUUUUUUUUCAAUGAAUUUUAUUUGAUUUUAUUAUCAUUAUUGUUAGUUGAUUUUUUGAUUUAGAUGAAAGAUCAGAAUGGACUAUUAUCAUCGAAGGAACUACUAACUCAGGUCAAACUAUUACAACUAGUGAAAGUGAAACUACCAAAGAAUGUUCAUACAUAGGUAUGUUUAAUGUUCGUUAAAGAUAUAUUUCAACAAUUAGAACAAAUAUUGUAAGACAGAUCUAUUUAAUAGGUCUUUACAUUAUAUAUUAUACAGGAUGAUUCACUAAACAUGCUCCCCCCAUUUUUUUGAUUAAAUUUUGCAUUUAUUCAAAUUCUAAUUUUUGGAAUUUUAAGUGCAAAGUCGAUAUUUUCGAAUACUUAGAUUUUUUACUACAUUUAAGGAAUAUUCUGUGAUGGUACCAUUUGUGGUAGUAUGAUUGUGGCAGUAUGAUAUAGUAAUUAGUAGUGCGAUAUAAUAUUUUAUUACCCUAUGGUAAUAUUGUGUUAUUGUCGUUUUCCUAGUAAUUAUUGCCACUACUGAAUAACUAUAGGUGAAAAUAAAAUCAAACUAGUCACGUCUGAUCAGACAACAAAUAUGGGAACAUGAGAAGUAUAUAUAAUAGAAAAUUAAAUACUUACUUUUAUAAUCCGUGACAUAAUGAUUAAUCAUAAAAAAAAAAACUCUAUUUUCAACGCUGAUAUGCAAAAGGAAGAACACGCAAGCUAUGUUAAUAAGUUAUAGACAAAGGCGUAUUUAUAAAUUAAUAAUGAGAUGGGGAGGGAGGAGCACAAAAAAACCAAAUAAAUACUCACAGUUUAAAAAUGUACAGUUUCUUUAACAAUAGAUACGUCAUGUUGUUUUAGAUUCAGAGUGUAAAAUGAAGAAUGUAUUGGUUUUAAAUAAUUUUUUUUUUUUUUAUAUUUAUAUUUUGACAAACAUUUUUACCAGAAAUCUUGCUUUGAUAUGUAUGAAUGACACCAUUUCUGAAAGGAAAUAUUGUCUAGGCGGUACUUUAGAGGAAUCCCGGAAAAAAAUCCCUGCAAAUAAAUCCCUAAAGCAACUAUAAUGUCAAAAUUAUAUGUAUAAAAAUCGAAUUGAAUAUAAUUUAAUCAUUAAUGGUUUGAGUCUAUAGUGUGCACACAGCUGUCAAAAAUAAUAAUAAUAAAUAAUUUAAAAAAUAUAUAAUAUCGUAUGUAGGUAUAAUCAUUAAAACAUAUUUUAAUUUUUCCCUUAUGUGGGUUUAAUUAUUUCCAUAGUUGCACCUUCGUACAGUUUUAAAUAAUUACAUUUAACAAAAUUACUCAACAGAAACUGAAGAAGCACUAACAGUAAUGCCGGGGGUAAUAUUCAUGUAAUUAGUAAUAAAUAACAACGUGUAGAUACCAAAUAUGUAUGUCUAUAUCAUUUUUAUUUUCCUAAUUCCACAAUUUAUCGCUCUAAAAAAUUGAUUUUAGAUAUUUGGCAAUUAAAAUUAGUUAUGCGGGUUUCCUUUAAGAGAGCAGAUAGCACAGUUAUACUCAACAAAUUAUUAUUUUUUUGAAUAUUUACUAUUUCAUUUGUAAUCUAUAGACUAAAAAACUAUACGGAUGACAAUGAUUAGACGAUAAUUUAUACAUACAUGUAUAAAUUAAAUUAAAAUAGGUAUGUCUGUAAACUUCUUUAAAUAUUAUUAUUAUUGUUAUUGAUAGUAUAGUUGUUUUGGGGAUUUAUUUGAAGCGAUUUUUUUUUCGGAUUAUCCUUUAGAGAGCUCAUUUUUUAAAUCGCAAACGGUUUUCAUAUUAUAUGAAAAAACACAGGAUAUUGGUUUGAAAUAUUUGAAGAGAUUUUAAUUUUUUGUUAAAAUUUAGUUUAAAAUAUUUGUAUAUACUUAAUAAACUUGAAAUUUGGAUACAAAACUUAUAUUUGUCUAUUCUAAACGCGGUAAAACUGUAAAAAAAAUUAAGAUAUUUAUAGAGAUUUUCAUUUUGUUAGUAAUUUUUAUUUGGUAGGUACUCUGUGGGUAAAAUUGUUAAACUAAACUUAAAUACUUGACAAUUGAAGAGGAGGUCAAUUAUAAGUCGUACUUUUUGGUUAAAAGGUUUCAUGUGGUAUUUUUAUAAGAAUUUUAAUAUCAAAUUUUUACAAAAAUCGUUUUAGUAAAAAACUGGUUCAUAAUAAUUAUUUCUAUAUAUAAUUAUUUUACAUUGGCAAAUUAUAUUCUCUAAUCUAAUCUACAAAUCAUAUAACAUAUUUUAGUAUCGAUUUGGAGUCACAACGACAAAAAAUAAAAAAUACGGACACUGGCGGCACGUGUUGCUAGCGUCCACAACAAAAAACGCUUUUUUUCAACGCUUAGAAGAAUUGUACAAAUUUUGGGGUUUCUAGUACAAAUAUGUAAAAAUUAUAAAUGAAAUUUUGUUACCGGUUUUGAGUAAUAUUACUGACCUACGGAGGCCAGCGAUAUGCAGCUAAAAUUUAAUAUUAAAACGUAUAAAAAAAAAACUACAUUACACUAAACAUUUUUUUUUUUUUUUACCACAUAAUACAACUUAUAAUGAACUUCCUACUAAAUUUUCAAGUAAUUCUGUUUAGUCUUAAUAAUUUUAUUCAUAAAGUACCUACCAAAUUAAAAUUAUGUCGGAAACUCUCAAAAUUAAAUGUCUAAAAAUAGCUCAAAAGUUUUAAAAUUUAAUCACGUUUAGAAAAGCUAAAUGUCAGUUUUGUGUCAAAAUGUCAAGUCUCUAGGAAUAUUUUUAACUGAAAUGCAACCAAAAAACUUAAUUUAAAAUAACAAAACCAUUAUUUUCGUAAAUUUUCCCGUUCUUUCUAUGUUUUUGUCAGUUUUGUCAGAGAAAAUCAAAACGUAUUACUUUUACAAAGUUGUGUACAAGUUCAUCGAUCGUAUCUUUGUCAUCCUAAAUUAGAGAAGGCACGGACUGCUUCUCGCAAUGAAAUUAAACUACCUGGUACGUCGUAGAUUUGUACAAUGUACAACAAACUCUUCAUUCGUAAUCGUAAAUUGGGGUUGAAUUAAUACUGUACAUUUACGAAUUACGGAGUGUCUCGUAAAACACUAACACUGAUUAAUCGGAAAUAUCAAAUAAGUACUAUUAACUGACUAAUUUUAUCAACAUAUCUAUUAUAUUUUUAACAUUCGAUAUGCCUAGCUAACGGAUAUACGGCUAUAUCGAAUAUAAAAAUCCGUUUUAAAAAUAAUACUACGUGUUUCAAUCCAGGUCAAUAGACUUCGUAAGCAAAUUUUUCUGAUUAGGUGUGUAAUAAUUUUUAAAUAUUCAUAACAUAACAAGUAAAUGUGUUAUUAAAAAUUGCUUAGUUAAUUAUUUCAUAUUCGUGGUUCAAAUUGUCCGAGCAGAAUCAAAUUGCCCGAGCAAUGUACUUACACAUUGUCCGAGAUUCAACAUUACCCGUAACAUAUUUAAUAAAAUUUUUUUCCGACGAAGCAAAUAAAGCCCUGAGUAAUAAUCGUGUUAAUUGUUUAUCUUUAUGUAUAGUGAACCCAGAAGUAGUAGAUAAAGUCAAGUUUAAGUAUUGGGAACACGAGUAAGUUAAACAUUAUAAUAGCUUGGUAGUCAAAUAUUUAAAACAAAUUCAAAAUUAUUAUAAUAAUAAAAUAUUUGAAAAGACUAGUUUUUAAUAUAUAUUUCUAUAGAAAUCGCCCAGGUGAAGUAAUUGAACUUGAAAAUGAAAUCACAUUAAAAUAUUUGUGGAAAAACGAAUCAUCAUUAAAAGUCGUAAUCCACGGAUGGCGUGGUAGUGAUACGAUUAGCGACAAUAUUUUUCGCAUAAAAGAUAGUAAGUAAUUUCUGAGGUAAUUUCAGUAAUUGUGUAGUGUAUAAUUUAUUUUUAUUUUACAUGUAAACGCCAGAUGGCAAUUCCAAAUAAUAGAUACAGUAUUACAUUUAGUCCCACGUUAAAAAAGUAAUUGUUAAUAUAGGACAUAUACAGUUGUGAAAGAGAAUUAUUAUAAAAAAGACGCCCUAAGAUAAUGGAGACGGGUGUAGGCACUGUUAAAGAUUAUUUAAUGUAUACCUGUAAGCAACAAUAAACCAUUGCUUACGAAAAAAUGAUUCUGAGCGGAGUUCAGUUGAUAGAGAUGAUCUUUCAACAAUAUACAGUGAAACCUCUAAAUACCGGAUACUCUCGUCGCCGUAAUUUUCUCCUUUAGAGGUGUCCGCUAGUCAGAGGGUGAAAAAUAACUCUGAUAAAUUAAUAACUAUGUACAACAUUUACAUAUGUAAUAUGUAUAUUUUUAUUUUUUUAAACAAAUAUUAAUUGUACAUAUUAUUAUUUAACAUUAUAUUAUUAUUUUGUAUGUAAAAAUACUAAUGAAAAUAUAAAUGAAAAUUAACAUUUAUUGACAAAAUCAGUUACUUUAGCUUGUUUAAGACCUUGAUUUGCUAUAAAAUUUCCAUAAAAAUGUCCGUUAUUUAGUGUCCGGUGUUUAAAGGUUUUCCUAUAUAAAAGUGAUGAAAAUAUCCUCGUUCCUGAAAAAUCGUCCGCUAUUUGGAGAUGUCUGCUAUUUAGAGGUGUCCGUUAAGGGAGGUUUCUCUGGUAUAUGUCCCUGGUAGUGGUAUAUGUCAUUUUAUGGUAAAAUAAUUAAAUAGACUUUAUAUAUAUUUUUUUUUUUAAUAAUAUUUGUUUAAUGUUGUACUGUUUUUCCCAAUUUUCGUACGUUUUUUCCGAAGUUUUUUCCUAGUGAAAUUUCCUUUUGAAAACAUUGCUAUCAUUAAAAUUUGAAGAAAAAUUACCGAUAGAAAAUUUGUGCACAGAAAAAAAGAAGGCCGUCAUAUAUUCUAACUAUACUCUAUACUCUACUAUACCAGCCCACAAUAGAUCAUUACCGUGUCACGACCAAAACAUAUCCGAUUUCGCGCAUACCCCACCAAUCGGCAUACAGACAGCUGUUCAGUAACGGCCGACAACGCUCAACGCUAUACAGUGUGGGACGUAACAUAAUACAUAAAUUAGAUACAGUCUGUUGUAGUGAGGACGUGCAUUGUUACUGUCAUCUGUGUCGAGCGAGCUUACUAAUUAAUUUUAUAUUUUGCAUUUUAUAUAAUUUACACUGUGGUAUAGUGAUAUUUUCGAAAUGGACAUCAAUGUAGAUGAUCCUGCCGUUCAAAAUAUGAAUGAGCAAUUACGGGGUUCAUCCAAUAAAAGGAAUAAAAACGGACAAGUAAGAAUUUUUAAAUUAUUUUUCAGCAGAUAAUAAAAUAUAUAUUGCAUUAUAAUUUUUACGUGUACACAACUCGUGUUCAGAUAAUGUCAUCGGAACACAUUUCCUUAACUGCGAUUUAUUAAUUUAAUUUAUAUUACAAAAAUAAUGAAAUAUUUUAUAAUGUAUUUAAAAUAGAUAUGUAAUACAUUAGUUUUAUUCAUAAAUCAGUAACACUUUCCUUUAUAAAAUACAAAUAAAAAAGAAUUCCAAGUAUUCAAAAAAAUUCAAUAAUCAUAAAAUGGUUCUAUGCGUUAAUUUUUUAACUAUAUUCUUUAUAUCGUAUUUAUAUUUUUUUAUUUGUUUCAGUUUGGCGGAAGCCGACAGAAAUUAAUAAUUAUAAAUCUUUAUGAAGCCAAAAUUAUAGAAAAUUGUGAUAUGAAGUAUAAAGAUUUAAUGGGAUAUUUAUCCAAACAGACCGGUAUUGGAUACAAUACAAUUUACAAUACUGUAAGAGAUUACAAACAAAAUAAAGAAUUGUAGUCACCAAAUAAAAAAAAAAUUCAUCUAACAGUCAACAAAAAGAUUGAUGACUUCAAUAAAAAAUCUAUUAGACAAAAAAUGCAUGGUUCUUGGUUAAGACAUGAGAUACCAACAUUAAAAAAAAUUAUUCAAGCCAUCAGUGACGAUAUGGACUUUCCGACUAUACCAAAAACGUCAUUGCAGCGUGUUUUAAAAGAGUUGGGCUUUGAAUAUUCCAAAAGAGCCCGGAACAGCGCUCUUACUGAGAGAGAAGAUAUUGUGGUAUGGCAACAAAAAUAUAUAAUAGACAUCCGACGUUACAGCAGCGAAGGUCGAACAAUAUAAUUUUUAGACGAGACGUGGGUAAAUGCAGGCAAGUGUUGUAGUUAAGUGCGGUUACACACUACUAUAAAAUCGAAAAAUCCAACAGAUAAGGGCAAGCGGUUGAUUGUUGUACAUAUAGGCUCAGCAGAGGGUUUCGUCAAGGGUGGUCUAUUAUGUUUUGAAUCCAAAAAAAAAAAAAACACAACAGACUUCCACGACGAAAUGAACGGGGACAUUUUUUAUGACUGGUUUUGCGGAGUUUUGCCCAAAUUAAAAGAGAACUCCAUAAUAGUGAUGGACAACUCAGUUACUUCAUACCACUCAGUCAAAAAAUAUCCCUACAAUGGCUCGGAAAAAAGAGAAAAUAGGACAAUGGUUCGAAACGUUGCAUUAUCGAUAAGCCGAAUCGCAUGUCUAUUAAUGGAAAAGGUACAAGAAAUUAGACCUCUUCAUGAUCAAUAUGUUAUUGAUGAAGAAGCAUUGAAAUCGAACAAAUAAUUUUUGUAAAUAAUUAUGCUUCCCCCUCACCCAAUAAAAUGAAAGUUUGAGAUUUGUAUCCGCCACUGGGGAAAUAAAGUACUCUUUUUAACAAAUAAUAUAGGGUAAUAUAGGUUAUUUGUGGUAGAACGGGGGUGGACAUAAGAAAUCAUGAAGAAACACGGAGACAAUAAGAGCUUUUAUUUUUUUAUUAUUUUUUUUAAAAAAAAAUGUAUGGGACAAUAAUAAUAAAAAGUAUCAUAAGUAGAAAAUAUCUUUAUUUCAUAAGAUAAAUUAUACUUUAAUAUUUAAUAUUUAAUUAAUAUUUACACUAUAUUUUUACCAAUCGGAUAAUGCAGCUUAUGUUCGUACCGGCAGAUACAACGUUAUAAGUGUUAGCUGGGAAGAUUUAGCAAGCAAAAUAAAUUAUAUGGAUUCAGCUAAAAUGGUUUCUGAAGUGGGCAUAAUAGUUGGUUCUUUUUUGAGUAAUUUAUACUCUCUGAAAUUGAUUACCCCUGGAGAAAUACAAGUGAUUGGGCAUAGUCUUGGUGCCCAGAUUGCAGGAUGGAUUGGUUUCGUUUUCGAAUGCAAAACCAAAUUUAAAAUUGAUAGAAUUACAGGUUAGUAACCAAUUAUUAGUUAUUUAUUAUGUAGUCAUAAAUAUAAAGAUAAACAAGUAGGUACCAACUUAUACAUGUUUACAGGAUGAUAAAUAUAACGUAUAGUACUCAAUUCUUAUUUGAGUAACAACGGAAUUUUUAUUCAAAAAGAUUAAAAAUAUAUUGAUCCUUAUAUGAACUACCUAGGAUAAUUCUUAUGUCCCACUGUAAUGAAGUAAAGUUAUUUUUGAAAAACCUAUCAAUAGUCCGAUAUCUUCACGCUUCGGCAAAAUGUCGCAGUAAAAAACGUCUCGUGUUCAAAAAUGUCGCGAAUACAAAAUGUCGCCACGUUAAAAAAUGUAUAAUUUUUCAAUUUUAUCUAUAUUUUUUUAAUUUGAUUUGUAUUUUUUUUCCGUACUUCAAUACGUCUAAAUAUUGACCAUUUCAUUUUUAGAUUCUGAGUGGAGUGAGGAAUGUAUUGGUUUAACAAUGAUGUUUAAUUGUUAUUAUUUUGUUUUUUUUUUUGUGAAUUAACAACUUUUCUACCAGAAAAUUCACAGAAAAUUCGUUUUUAUUUUAAAUACAGUUUCGAAAAUCAAAAAAUGACUUAUGUAUUUACCAAGUAGAUAAAAUAGACUUUCAAAAAAAGUGAUACACUUAUACAUCGGAUCAAGUUUACUAGAAUAAAAGUGGUCUACAGUAUAAAAAAAAAAUUAAAUAAAGUACCAUUGAAAAAAAAGGAAAAAAAAUUGUCUGAAGAUUUUGAAAAUUUUACCCAUCUAGUUAAGUCCAAUAUAAGUAUUAUUACCAAGUUUCAAGUCUCUACAUGUAUUUUUAAGCGAAUUACAGCAAAAAAAAACUCCUAAAAAUUAAAAACGUAUAAAAACACGUCAUCCAUGUUUUUAUAAAAUAAUGAAAUCGUACUUUAAAAAAAAAAUACUAAAUUAUUUAAAUUAUAACUUAUAUAUAAAAAAAAAAAUACUACUUUUAUAACGCAUAUGAAAAGAUAAUUUUAUUUAUCUGCCCCCCCCCCUCUCGUCUUAUUCCUAGAUCCAAAUCUAAAAACACGUAUAAUAAUAAGUGCCUGAAAAAUUCGCUAUGAAUUCACAGCCUCUAUUAUUAUUUCAAUAAUUACUUUUAAUUUUACUUUAUGGGUUUAAUGGUGCAGCAUUGGAUCCUGCCGCUCCGGGAUUCAAGAGUAAGAGGUACAUUCCAAACUAUUUCAGACCAUUAACAAUAGAUGACGCUGAGUUCGUAGACGUGAUCCACACAGCAAUAGGGAUAUUGGGAAUUAUCGAACCCGUAGGGCACGUUGAUUUUUACCCCAACUAUGGGGAAUCACCACAACCGAAUUGCAAAAAUGACAUUUUUCAAUUUCAACAAAGUAAGUAGAUAUCUAUGUAUAGUGGUUAAAAUGAACAGAAUAAAGGAGGACGGAUUCUCACUUCUUGUUUACGGCAAAAUUAUGCGUCCUUUUUAAUAUAUAAUAAUUUUUCAAAGUUUGAGGGGGGGGGGUUAACAAGAAAUGUAUUGUAAAUUUACAUUGGGUGUACAAAUUUAAUAAUUUAUUAGAUAUAACAUUAUUAUUAUCUUACAUAAGACGUAUUAGUUAUUAAUUGUUUACUGUUUACAUUAAUCAACAUCUAGCAAGAUUAGUUAUUGUUUCAUUUCAGUUUUGUCACUCUUAAGAUUUUAAAGACUGUUUGGUAUAUCAUUAAAUAAUAACUUGGUUAAGAUUUAAUCUUGUAAUAUUAUUAUAAUUUAAAUUAUCAACGUGAUAUUGAAUGUAAAUUAGUUUUUAUUUGACUUUUUAUUGAAAUAUAUAAAACUAAAACAACGUUAAAAAUUGAAUAUCCUUUUUUAACAUUUCAGGCUAAGAAUUGCAAUUCAUUUUUACUAAACAUGCAUAAUGUGUGUAGGAUCAUCUUUCUUAGGAGGAAAUGUGUUUUUACAUCCUGUUAACGUACAAUUUUUAUAAGCAAAGCUGUAUACAAGAAAAAAAAAUGAUAGAGGUUUAGACCUCGUGAGCUUCUUAAAACAGUUUGGUUAUAUAAGUAUAGACUUAGGUAAGACCUCGGGAACGUUUUUCAAACUUCAGUGACUAUCGUUUCUCUGAAACAUUAUUUUCGCUUUAACCACUGCCUAUGUAGAUGUAUCGUUAAACAAUAUUACUGUUAACCCUUUCAGUCCUGAAUUAUUUUUUUAAAUUGUGGUACGAAUUAUGUGCAUUACAAAUUUGGUAAACUUUAGACUUGCCAAGUGGGAAAUAAAGUGAUGGUUUGUACGAGGCCACUGGGUCAGUAAGGAAGUCAAAUAUUUUUUUUAUUUUUGAUCGUUGUUAUUAUGCACAAUUUUGUUACAUACAAUUUUUUAUUUAACAUAAAACUAGAUUUCAUUCAUCUUUAAUUUAUAUAUUAAAUACAUAGACCUUAGUACCUAUUAACGUAUUAUCAGGUAUAUUAUUAAAUAAUAUGAUUUAAAAUUAUAUAGUUUACAAUAACAAAAUAAGUACAAAACAGUAAACAGAAAAAAACAUACAUUUUAAAUAGGAAAAUGUUGAUACCGAUAACGCCCGGUGGCUUCUCUGAAUGCCAUAAUGUAAUCAAAUGUAAGCCAAUUCGUGGGUAUUGACAAAACGACAGCUUAUCCACAUAGAAACACCUCUUAUCGUGGAAGAAAUGAUAAAACCAGAUUUUUAAUAUCACGAUUAGUCGAGUUAUCAAUAAAAAUGAAACUGAUAUAAUGAUUUUUUAAAUUGUUUUUAUUCAAACUCGAAUAAAACUUUAUGAAUUUAUACCACAUCGUUGACAUUAAAUGCUUAAUAGAAUCUAGAUAAAAUUUACUUUUUAAAGAGAUAUAUAACGACUUUACAUGUCAUUUAGAUAAAUUAUUUACGAAACGUUUUAGUACAUGGCUUCGUACAAGGCCUAGGGGACUGAAACAGUUGUAACCGCGUGUACAAUAACAUUAAUACAUAAUCAUUCUCUAGUAAUAUGCAGUCAUCGGCAAUCGUAUCUAUAUUACGAAGAGUCCAUCAAUAAUAGUUACGAUUUGGAAAACAAUAGCUAUGUUAAAUGUUCUUCAGCAAAAGAAUUCAAAGAAGGUAAAUGUGCAAACAGCGAUUUGAAAAAUUAUUUGGGCCAUUAUGCGGAUCGCUGGUAGGUAUUAUAAUUAAAUCUUACGAAUGUGUGUUGACACAAUCCCGUUCGUAUAGAAUUUAUGCAAUUGUUUUUUUUUCGCCAAUAUUUAGAAUGAAUUUGCACGAUUUCUCAUACAUUCGCAUGACCCUUAUGUACACCAGUAAAAUCGAUUUUCCUAUUUCCGCUUCUAAUUUUGACUGUGCAAAUUGAUGCUAAUUGUAUGCUAAAAAUUGAUAAAAAAAAAAAUAAUAAUAAUAAAUUCUAAAAGGACGGAGCUGGCGUAACGCAUUUAUUGUACGAACAGUUCGAAAACGGACGUAUUAUAAUUUAUCAAAUUUGUUCUACACAUAACAGGGUAACAGGUAAAUUUUAUCGGAAUUUCAAUUCGAGACCGUUUGAAGGUGGAGAUAUGUAUGAUAGCGAUGAAGAACAAUAA
Cinara cedri is the source of this 22517-nucleotide messenger RNA. The record is from the annotation of a GenBank genome assembly. Lineage: Eukaryota; Metazoa; Arthropoda; Insecta; Hemiptera; Aphididae.